Oldenlandia corymbosa var. corymbosa is the source of this 315-nucleotide messenger RNA. The record is from the annotation of a GenBank genome assembly. NCBI's taxonomy places the organism in Eukaryota, Viridiplantae, Streptophyta, Magnoliopsida, Gentianales, Rubiaceae.
AUGUCUGUGCUGAAUUAUCAGAUUUAUGCUGCCAUUAGGAGAGCUGGAGAAAAUAUAAAAGACUUUGCAACUGAGAUUUAUGCUGCCAUUGGGAGAGCUGGAGAAAAUAUAAAAGACUUUGCAACUGCUUUCGGGUUGUCGACAAUGACCAGGUUUGUCUCCAAAAUAAGAACAAAGAGUCAAAGAUGUUUAAAAUUGGAGAAGAUGUGGCUCAAAGAAGUUUGCUAUGAAUCAAGCAAUAAGGAGAAACAUCAUCCCUGCAGGAUGAAGAUCAUGCUAAAGAAUUGUUGUGGAAGAAGAGGUAAAACUAUAUAA